CUUUCUCAGUUGCCGCGAAAUAAUAGCGGGAAUAUGACGUGGCAGAGGUCCUCAGCUGAACAUUCCCGCCAAAACCCUAGAUGGAUGGCGGGAAUACUACCCAUACAUUUUCUUGCUUAACAUCUUCCGCCUCCAAGACUCGCACCGAUUCUGAUUUCAGACAACUUCAUAAUCUAAACAUGAAGUCCUCAGAAGAUUUGUCAUUCCGUUCCUUCAAAUCGAAGAAGAUUCUCCGUUCAUCUUCUUCGAAGAUUUCUACUGCAGAUGCAGAUCCAGAUCCGCCGUCCGUUGUUUUGGAUCAGGUUCCUUGGACUUCCAAGACGCCGGAGAAAUCGACGAUUCCUGCUCGUCGCACGCGUAAUCACCAUACUAUUUUUUCAGUGAAAGAGGUGAGAGAAGCAGCUGAGAAGCUCCGGAAGUCGCGUCAGCGAUCCUGCAUUGAGCCCCAUCAAAUCGUUUCCGACGGGUUGAAGACCGAAAGAUCCUCUGGUGUUACGUCGCCUAGACGAGUGAAGAAGUCCGACAACUCGCCUAAUUUGCCAGAGAGGUAUGCAAUGUUGGGUGAGUUUUUUGAUAGAUUGGUUAGCUCCAUUCUGCUUCUGAGGGGUUCCAAUCCAACCUUUUCUAAUAUUAAACCCAAAAUUGAGUCAUUCACUAAUAGGAGGUUCACCUAUAGUCAUUUGGCACAAUUGAAGUUUAUUUUACCAGAGGCCAUAGAGAUGAAGAAGACUGUUACCCGGGAUGAACUAACUUUCUGUAUGAAGCCAGAUAUUCAUAUAACUUUGAACACUGUAGCAAUUAUGAAACCAAAUCAGCUGUCAUCAGAGUCUGGGCAUAUGUAUCUAAAGAAGAUGUUUCGUAGUAGGCUAUUGGACUACUUUAAGACCCACCCGGAGGGUGAUGUUCCUGAAGAAACACUACCGGAGCCAUUCAACAAGUCAAAGAAAGCUUGUGUUAGUGAAGAAGCUAACUCACCCUUUGGCCUUGAAAGAUCAACUGUUUUACCUGCAAUUCAGCAGCCAGUACCAGUAUCUCAUCUAUCCAAAUCCUUCAGGGGAUUUUUUUCAGCAAAGGCCUCAGGAACUGAAUCACUUAACUCCCCUCCCGUCCCUGUAGAAAAUGUUCUCCCUAAAAUGAUUUCAAAUACAUUUGUGGAACCAGAAUGUGCAGCAGCUUCUUCAUCUACCCCAUUAAAAGAAAAGGAUCUUUCUAAAGGUGAUGUCUUUACUCCUGGUAAAUUCAUAUUCACUCCAUCAAGUGCCACACCUGAAAUGAAGAUUCCAAAGAGGGGUUUUAUGACCCCUGAUAAUGAACCGAGCAAAUUAGUCAGGCGCCCAUCACGUAACAGGUCGUUGAUAUUUGACACUCCUGUGAAAAGUCACAAGAAUGUGGAGCAGUCAGUGAUAUUUGACACUCCUGUAAAAAGUCACAAGAGUGUGGAUCUAUCAUCAAUCGACAGUGAGCUACUUGACAUACUUCCUGACAGUGUUCUGCAAUCGAUUAGAGAAAAGGAAUUGAAAGCAAUUGAAGAGCGAGAUCCAGCCAUAUCACAGGCAAAGUGGCGAAGACAGAUGAUAUCGCGGUUGCCUAAAGCGUUUGACAUGAUUGUUUUCUUGUACCAGUCAAUCCAACGAUCCGUGUUCACAAAAAAGGAUCUCAUUCACAAGAUCAUUUCUAGCAACUUGGACAUUGUCGACCGAAGAGAAGUUGAAGAGCAGGUCAAAUUGUUGCAAGAGAUAGCUCCCGAGUGGAUCUAUGAGAAGUUAGCAUCAACAGGAGAUCUUCUCAUCUGCAUCAAUAAAAUAUCAAACCCAGAAUCAAUCAGAGCAAGGUUGGCUGAAGUGAAGUGAAAGGACCACAAGAUGUUCCAAGUUUUCAUAUUUAUGCAAUCAAAAACAAUUUAAUGUAGUCAUUUUCAUGUGGAUAAUGAAAAUUUAGCAGUUGUAAAUCGGCUUGUUUGUAAGUUAGCACUGACUUAUAAUCCCUCA
This is a messenger RNA of Impatiens glandulifera, 1988 nucleotides long. RefSeq names its product CDT1-like protein a, chloroplastic. The transcript has 7 exons. The record is from RefSeq and is a predicted model, not a curated record. Gene Ontology annotation, cellular component: nucleus. Bases 81 to 1850 code for a protein of 589 amino acids. Gene Ontology annotation, molecular function: DNA binding; DNA polymerase binding. NCBI's taxonomy places the organism in Eukaryota, Viridiplantae, Streptophyta, Magnoliopsida, Ericales, Balsaminaceae. Gene Ontology annotation, biological process: DNA replication checkpoint signaling; DNA replication preinitiation complex assembly; regulation of DNA-templated DNA replication initiation.